Messenger RNA from Carya illinoinensis, 1448 nucleotides. RefSeq lists its product as uncharacterized. NCBI's taxonomy places the organism in Eukaryota, Viridiplantae, Streptophyta, Magnoliopsida, Fagales, Juglandaceae. The annotation marks the transcript as partial. Gene Ontology annotation, molecular function: double-stranded DNA binding. Gene Ontology annotation, cellular component: chloroplast. Gene Ontology annotation, biological process: regulation of DNA-templated transcription; chloroplast organization. The transcript has a single exon. The record is from RefSeq and is a predicted model, not a curated record.
UGCCCAUCUCAGACCCCCCCUAAUUCCACGGACCCAAAAUCUCUUACAGUUUCUUUCCUCCGAAACUCGUGUGGGCUGUCCUUAGAAUUGGCCACUUCAGCUUCCAAGAAGCUCAACAUUGAGAAUGUAGAGAAUCCCAACUCCGUUCUGAAUCUGUUGAGAACUCACGGUUUGACGCAGAACCACAUCAAACACUUAAUUAGUAGUCGUCCAUUAUUGCUUUUGGCCGAUUUAGGCAAUACCCUCAAGCCCAACAUGGAAUUGUUUAAAUCCUUAGGGCUCUCUGGCGCUACCCUCGCCAAAAUGCUCACCAAAUACCCAACUGUGCUAGAAAGUGAUGCGUACACUGCUGUUGAUUUUUUUAGAGCACAUGGUUUUAGUGAUAUGCAAAUAAAAACUUUGACUAUGAAGUGUCCCGAACUUUAUACGUAUAAUGCUGAAAAGAUUCUUAAGCCAAAGUUGGAGUUUUUCAAAUCCUUAGGCUUGCCAGAUCUUGAAAUUACAAAGCUUUUAUCUGCAUCGUCUUAUGUGCUGCAAACGAGCCUCGAAAAACAAAUCAUUCCGUGUGUUCAAGAGCUUAGGCGGAUUCUUGGCACUGACGAGAAUGUCUUAAGGGUUAUAAAGGCACGCUGUGCAGUAUUUAGAACAGACGCUGUACAUAAGCUACAGAUCAACUUCGCUACUCUGAUAAGCCAUGGUGUUCCCCAGUCUUUAGUUUUUAAACUCUUCUUUCUAAGAACAAGGUCAGUGAUUAUGUGUGGCAGGCGGUUUAGGGAGAAUGUUUGUGAAGUUAUUAAACUAGGAUUUGAUCCCAAUAAUCUGAAAUUUGUUCUGGCCGUUGUGUCCAUGACACUAAAUAGUAAAAGACUGUGGGAGCAGAAGGUGGAAGCUUAUAGGAGUUUUGGUUUGUCAGAGGGUGAGAUUUAUGCAGCAUUCAAGCGGCAACCCAUGUGUAUGGCUCUUUCGGAGAAGAAGAUCAAGAAAAUGAUGGGUUUCUUUGUGAACAAACUGAAGAUGAAUCCUUCGAGGAUCUCAAAGAGACCGACUCUUCUACUGCAUAGCUUGGAGAAGCGGAUUAUUCCGAGGUGUUCAGUUCUGCAACUUUUGAUGUUGAAGGGUUUGAUCAAGGAAGAUUCUAGCAUUGUUUAUAUGGUUGAAAUGGCCGAGAAGGAAUUCAUGCUCAAAUUUGUGAGCAAGUAUCAAACUGAGGUUCCUGAUGUUGUUAGAGCACACCAAGGGAAGAUAGAAUUUCAAGGGCUCCUCGUUGCACCAAUGGAGACGUGAUUGCUUUUGACAUAAUCAAAUGUGGGAUUGCCUAAAGAUCAUGAGUUCAGAUUUAGUUCAACAUGCCUGCUGUUGAACAUGUCCUAAAUGCUUUGGGGUUGAGGGUAUUAGUUUUCAUUUAUACUUAUCAAAAAAAAGUUUUCAUUUAUACUUGCAUUUUUAGC